AUGAAUAACUUAAUCACAGAAAACCAAAAUUUAAAUAUUAAAGACCAAAUUUGUGAAAUUGAAAUAAAAAAUACUAUAGUUUUUAAUAAAAAUAAUAUUAAUAAUAAUAAUAAUAAUAAUAGUAAUAGUUCUAUUAAAAAGUGUUUAAAAAGUAGUUUUAAUGAAAGUAUAAAUGAAAAUAAUAUAUUAACAUUUGAAAUCCAACCAAAUGGGACAUAUAAAAAUUAUUUUUCAAAUGAAAUACCAAAUGAAAUCCAACAUUUAAUUGUUGAGGAAGAAUUAUAUAAACAAUUUAUUGUUAAAAUAAAUAAUAAAAGAUUACCUAUUUAUUAUCAAAUAAUGUUAAUUUUAAUGAUAUUAUCAAUGAUAUUGAUUAUUCCGUUAUUCUUUAUAGUAUUCACAUUUUCACCUAGACUUGCAUUUGGAAUUUGUUUAACUUUAUUAUUUUAUAUUGCAAUAUUUAUUUUAACCAAUGGAUUAAUUGAAAAAAGAAUUGUUUUAAUAUUAACAUAUUUUGUAUUAUAUAAAAAAAAGAAUUAUAAAAUUGAAGAAAUUAUUUUAAAUUAUAAUUCCUUUUUAAUAAAUAAAAAAAUACCUAUUUUAUUCAGAUUAAUUUAUAAAGAGAAUCAUGUUGUACCUGGUUUUGAUAAAAUUUCAAUUGAAGUUACUUUUAUAAAUGAAUAA
Molecule: messenger RNA, 684 nt
Organism: Dictyostelium discoideum AX4
Lineage: Eukaryota; Evosea; Eumycetozoa; Dictyosteliales; Dictyosteliaceae
Exons: 2
Coding region: 1-684 (227 amino acids)
Cellular component (GO): membrane
Source: RefSeq, a predicted model, not a curated record